AUGAAUUACACGUGCGACGACUGUUCGGUGACUGAUAUUCUAUGCAAUGGGGAGAGCGUGCUGUCCGCCGGCAGAGUGUCCGUUAUCCGGGUCACGAACAUGAUCAGUUUUAACUUUCCUAGGUUCGAAGACAGCCACGCGUGUGUCUAUAUGGGAUUUUUCAAAAACAAGAAUAAAUUUUUGAAAAAAGUUUUAGCUGUCAUCGAUAAUAACUCCGUUACGAUACCAGAAGUGGCGACAGUGCAAGCACCAAAAAUUGGUGAGCAGUUUCAGCAGGACAUUCCAUUUAGUUGCAGUGAGUGUGUUGUUGAUAAGGUGUUUGUCAACGGCAUACCUCUGGAGACAGCGUUUCGUCGUAGUUCUAUCGGAUCGGUAGCUUUCUUCUCGGCAUCGCCAUCGGAUAUAACGAUAAGCAUAACGGAAUACACAACGACCUAUGAAGGCGUGUACCAGGCCGUGUUUUCCGUCGGUUCAGAGAAUGUAACGAAAACUGUUAUGGAGAUACGCGAUGGUCCCGAAGAGACAGUCCAAGAAGACACUACCAUCGCAGCCACUACCCAGGCUGCUGCAGACACUACAGGUAAGACCUGGGCCCACCGUGACAUCACAAAACAGUACUAA
Molecule: messenger RNA, 621 nt
Organism: Zerene cesonia (dogface butterfly)
Lineage: Eukaryota; Metazoa; Arthropoda; Insecta; Lepidoptera; Pieridae
Exons: 7
Coding region: 1-621 (206 amino acids)
Source: RefSeq, a predicted model, not a curated record